CCAUAAACCUCUAAAGCUCUUUCUUUCAGAUUCCUCUCUAUCCAUUUGAUAGACUCGCCACAAAAAAAAUCAGUUUCUCUCUCUAAGCAAAGAAAAACUGAAGGAACUCCAUUCUCACAAGGAAUGGCAUCGUCGCAUCGAUAGUUACUGAAACGGAUGUGAUUCAACACAUUUCUAUGCGGUCCAAUAAAAUGGGGAAGCUUAAGCAAUGUUGGUCGAGUGUGCUAGUGUUGGCAAUAGUGGUGAUCGGAACAGGAGCCGUUCCCAUCACUUAUCUACAAAGCGCCGUAGCUAAAGGAGCCGUGUGUUUGGAUGGGAGUGCACCAGCCUACCAUUUCGACAAAGGGUUUGGUUCGGGAGUUAACAACUGGAUUGUUCACAUGGAGGGAGGAGGAUGGUGUACCGAUGUGGCUUCAUGUAUUAAGCGUAAGGGUACAAUGAAGGGUUCGUCCAAAUUCAUGAACAAAGACUUUGGUUUCUCCGGUAUCUUGGGUGGCAAGCAAAACACUAACCCAGAUUUUUACAAUUGGAAUAGAAUCAAAGUACGUUAUUGUGACGGAUCAUCUUUCACCGGCAAUGUAGAAGCUGUUAAUCCGGCGAAUAAGCUGUUCUUCCGCGGUGCACGAGUUUGGCGUGCGGUGAUCGAUGAUCUCAUGGCUAAAGGAAUGAAAAACGCUCAAAAUGCGAUACUCUCGGGUUGUUCAGCCGGAGCAUUGGCGGCAAUUCUACAUUGUGACACUUUCCGCGCCAUACUUCCCCGGACAGCUAGAGUCAAAUGUGUUUCGGACGCCGGUUACUUCAUCCACGGUAAAGAUAUCUCAGGAGGAUCAUACAUACAAUCUUACUACAGUAAAGUUGUUGCACUCCACGGAUCUGCAAAGAGUCUUCCUCUUUCAUGUACCUCAAAAAUGAAACCCGAACUCUGUUUCUUCCCGCAAUACGUCGUCCCUUCCAUGCGAACACCGCUCUUUGUCAUUAACGCUGCAUUCGACUCCUGGCAGAUCAAGAACGUUUUGGCUCCGACGGGAGUAGAUAAGCGCAAAGAGUGGGCGAACUGCAAGCUCGAUCUCAAGAAAUGUUCGGCCGCUCAGCUCAAAACCGUCCAAGGGUUUAGAGAUGAGAUGAUGCGAGCAUUGUCUCCGGUCCACAGUACUCCGUCGAGAGGAUUGUUCUUGGACUCGUGUCACGCUCAUUGCCAAGGUGGAAGCGCCGCCUCUUGGUCCGGCGCCAAAGGUCCCCAAGUCGCCAACACGAAAAUUUCGGUAGCGGUGGGAAACUGGUUUUACGGCCGGAAGAACCCAUCGAUGGAUUCGGCGUUUGUGGAUAGAGCUUGGGACAAAUGGGUUACUGGUAAUGUCGGCUCUUCAGGAAGUCGUCCAUUGAAGGCUGCUGUUUUGAUUAACUACGACCCUGCAGCACCUUCUCGUCUCUUAUCAACAAUAGCUGAGCAAGAAGGGAUUGAUCUGUAUCCAGUUGAGCUGAAGCAGUUCAUCGAUUUCAUGAGACGUGGCAAUCUUCCUACCGACACCUUUGUUCUUGGUUCCAACCAGUACAUAAUAACAUCGAUCCACGAGAACUGGUUUGCUGCUCGGUGCUUAAACACAACCCAGCCUGCUGGUGAAGGAGCUAUUGUUAUGCAGACCGCGGUUUUUGUAUUGGUUGCUCUGUAUGAUGGAUCGAUUGGUUCAGCUUCUCGAGCUAUGGCUGCAGCUGAUCACUUUGCAUCGCAGCUGAGUAGGAAAAACUUGUAGCUUCAUCUUUUGCCAAGAUCACUAAAGAAACGAUAUUCUCUGUAUUGGAAGUAACAAACUUUUGAGUAUGUUUUUGAGAAGUAUUAUGAAAGUAAGGUGAAUGGUUUUUUCUUUA
Raphanus sativus (radish) is the source of this 1866-nucleotide messenger RNA. RefSeq names its product pectin acetylesterase 7. Gene Ontology annotation, cellular component: plant-type cell wall. The record is from RefSeq and is a predicted model, not a curated record. Gene Ontology annotation, biological process: cell wall organization. The coding region runs from base 177 to 1751 and encodes 524 amino acids. The transcript has 19 exons. Lineage: Eukaryota; Viridiplantae; Streptophyta; Magnoliopsida; Brassicales; Brassicaceae. Gene Ontology annotation, molecular function: pectin acetylesterase activity; actin binding.